Molecule: messenger RNA, 4916 nt
Organism: Sphaerodactylus townsendi
Lineage: Eukaryota; Metazoa; Chordata; Lepidosauria; Squamata; Sphaerodactylidae
Gene: SH3TC1
Product: SH3 domain and tetratricopeptide repeats 1
Exons: 16
Coding region: 490-4326 (1278 amino acids)
Molecular function (GO): protein binding
Source: RefSeq, a predicted model, not a curated record
CGCCACUGGCCUGGCCGCCAGGAAAGGCUGCUGGGCCAAAGGCCGGCCAGGUCCGAAAGGGGCCUCGACGAGCCGGCCGGCCGGACCUCCGUCGCCCUCUCGGCACAAGGCCGGCCAAGGCCCGGGGAAGGAAGGCGCGGCCCGGCGGGGCUUGGGGGCGCCCCGGCUGACCCCCUUCCCCCUGCGUUGGGCCGCCUGGCCCGUAACUCCCGGGGCGGAUUCCUGCAGCUCUGGCCUCUCUGCAGCCCCGGGCGGCGCCCGCCGGCCCAGCAGGGAUCGCGCGGCGUCGAGGCAGGCGCGGGUGAGGCGGGCCUUCUGCCGCCCCCGCCCCUCGCGCCGGACAGGCGGAGGUCCUGUUGAACCUCUGCAGCCAAACGGGCCGCUCCGCGUGGGCUUGUCCGGCUGCGCCGUCCCGAGGUCCGGCGGGGCUCCCCUCCCCUCCCCUCCCCUCCCCGCUCCGCUCGCGGCCGCCUGUCUUCCGCAGGGACCAUGGAGCCCUCCUUUCCCCCCUACCUCCGACGGGCGGACCCCUUCGGCGCAGAGGCGGCGCCCUCCCGCCCCACAGCCCCGCCACAGAGCGCCCCCCACGCCGGCGGGGGCUCCUCCAGGCCGCAGCAGGGCGUGGCUGUGAGGCUCACCUGCCGGGGAGAGGCCCCGGGGCGGCGGCGGGCGCUGACCGGACGACUCCGGCUCCUGGAGAGCGACAACUGCCAGGCGCGCACCCUCCUCGGCGAGCUGUCUGCCCGACUCUUGUCCAUCGAUAGUGAGGAGCAUCUCAUAGUGGUGACAUUCCGAACCUUUGAAGAAAUUUGGAAAUUUCAAACUUAUUAUUCCCUAGGGUUUUUAAAGCACUGCAUGGAGACUCUAUUGUGUGAUGACUAUUUCUGGCUUUUUGUACAAGAGGAGGAGGAAGCAGCUGGAAUUGAUGUCCAUUUAGAUGAAGAAUGUCUUGAAAUGCUGUAUAGGGACCUCCUAAUUCAAGAGGGGGCCUUCUUUGUAUUUCAUCCUGAAAACAUUAUAAGCAAGAGAAGAUCUUUGGAUUCUGGAGGCAGAGUUUACCAGCUGAACUGGGCAGCGGCGGCUGAGAGACCUUCCGAGGCGAUAGCGUGGGAUGCCUUCUCUAGGGGUCUGUCAAAGCCCUUGGCUCCUUUUCAUCAAUGGUUUCUUAAAGCGAACACGGACCCUUCUGAUUUUGUUGGUUCUGGUCAGAUUGGUCCUGACUGUGUGGCCAGGGGGUCCGCAGUAGCAGUUAUUGGCCAUGCAAGUUCUGUGCCAGAGGAAAUUAGCUUUCAGGAAGGUGACAGAGUUGAAAUUAUUGGCUACUUCAUGAAAAGCAUGCAGUGGUUUGUGGGAAGACGGGUCCCUAUGGGCCAAAUUGGUUUUGUUCCGAGCACGCAUGUUCAGCUGGACCCCUUCAAGGAUUCACUAGGCCAGGCUUUCUUCGAAGAAGAGCAUCCUUUUUUCCCCCAAGAAAAAGACUUGUCCGAAGAGAACGUGAUAAGACUCUUGAAACAAACAUCACAAAAGGAUAUUUGUCAUGCGUACCAAAUAGAUGGACAAGAAGAUUUCGAUUUUGAACAAUCCUUAAAGCAAGGGAUGUCACGCUUGUCUCUCAACAAAAACGCCUGCACAAUGAAAUGCAAGGUGGAGCAAUUGCUAAGGACAGCAAAAGGCCGGUCUGGGGACGGGAAGGCUGAUGGGAAGGAGCCGUUCUCUGCUUUGGGUGGCGAGGUGCCUCCCAUCUCGCAGCAGCUGUCUUUCUGCGUAGGCCGAAGUGAUAACGCUGGCAACCCUGAAGCCUCUGAUUCAUUGCUGCUGUUUCUGAACCAGAAGGGGUUUGAGACCAGCUUCAGCAACCUGUAUGAUCAUUCAUAUUCCUUCCUUGAGACUUUGUUUUACGGCUACACCAGCGAGGAAGACCUGGCAGAUUACUUGGGCUGGGCAUGGGAAGCAGCCAAACGAGCCGCUCUGCCGUGGGCCUUGGCCAGGCUCUGCUGCCUCUUGGGGCGGCUGAGCUUCCGGAAGCUCAAACUGUCUCAAGCCCGAGUUUAUUUUGAAGAAGCUUUGGCAACUUUGAAAGGAGACUUUGGAGACCUCUAUCUUGUCACUACUCUUUAUGCAAACCUGACUGGGAUCUACCUGUUGCAGAAGAACAGCCACAAAUGUGCUUGUGUUUUAGAGAAGGCUGCUUCUUUGCUCAUGGGAGUUCCUGGCUAUAUCAGCAGCACAGCCGUGGAGUCAGAGAUCCUGAAAUAUGCUUUAAAAAGAGCGGUGCUUUGCCGCAGCAAGAGGGCAGAAGCUAGAGCCUGCUUUCUGCUAGCAAAGCACUACUUGAACUUUCAGCAAGGGGAGGAAGCGCUGCCCUUUCUGGAACAGCUGCAGCUUCUGAAUCAAGACGGGGGCUUUCGAGAGAGCUCCUUGUCAGCGGAUGUCUAUUUGAAGCUUGGCCAGCUCUAUGGUCAGAAAUGCUUGCCCCACCUGGUGCUCAGCUGCGUCCGCAGUGCCGCCUCUUGCAGCUCUGGUACUUUGCUGGAGUCUUUCAGAGGCAUUGCUCUAGUAUUAAAAACUGGUCCCCCAACUGAGGGGCAAACGCCCCCCUCCCAAACUGCGCUUUACCUCCGGCAACUGCUUCCCUUGCUAGAGAACAGCAACAAGCACGGAGAAUUGUAUGGUGUUAUUUGCUGCAGCCUCUCUCUACUCUACAGCCGUCACAAGCUGUAUGGGAAAGCCAUUGAGUACAUGAAGAAGGUGCUGGGCAAGAGCAUGCAGGCGAGCACUGAAGAGAUGAUCCACCACAUGGUUCUUCUCAGUUGGUUAUACGUUCUCCACGGGCAGAAUGUGGUAGCUGUGGAUAUUCUGAAUGUCAUAAUUGAGUCUUCCCAGAGCAGCCAUCAGCAGUUGGGGGUUGCACAUAACAUGCUGGCCAUUGCUUUGAAAAGGCUGCAUGACACCAAGCGAGCCGUGGGAAGCUACUACAAAGCCCUGCACAUUUCACAAGAGACGGGGAUGACACAGAAUCAGGCAGUGGCUUUGGCUAAUUUGGGGAUCCUCUGUCGGCACUCAUCUGCCAGAGGUCUUGGGGAGCACUUCUUGCUAAAAGCAGUCAAAGUGUUCUCAGAACUGCCAAGCAUUGACUGGGGCAGAGAUUUUAUAGAAGUUCUCCUUAGGCUGGGAUGCUGCUACGCUAAUGGCGCGAGUAAAGAAGAAGCAAGGUGGUGUUAUGAAUGGGCAUUUUUGGUGGCAAUGGAAACCGACCAUUUAGAAGGGCAGUUUCGGGCCGUUCGGCAUCUGUGCCAGUUCUACAGUACAGUUUUGCCAGAUGAGGUUCAGUGUGUCAUUUACAAUGAGUACCAGCUUUCCUUACUUAGAAAAAGGCCUGACAAAGUCGUGGAAGGGCAGCUCCUGGAAACCAUCAGUCGGCUGUACCUGUCUCUAGGCACUGAAAGGACAUACAGAUCAGCCCUGGAAUACACCAAACGAAGCCUUGGACUGUUCAUUGAUCUUCAGGCAAAAGCAAAGGAAGCCCACGCCUGGCUUCAGGCAGGAAAAAUAUAUUAUAUGUUGCGGCAGAAUGAGCUAAUAGAUCUUUAUAUUCAGGCUGCCCAAAAUGCUGCUGCCUGCACUCAGGAUCCUAACUUAGAAAUGGAUUUAUUUGAAGCUUCUGGAGACAUAUUUUUUAAUGGAAACUGGGAAAAGGGAAAAGCAUUGUCCUUCUACAGGGAUAAGGCUCUACCUCUUGCUGUUAAGAUCCGAAACAGAAAUGCUGAGCUCCGCCUCUGCAACAAACUGGUGGGAUUGCUGUUAACGUUAAAGGAUUAUGAGGAAUGUCUGGGAUAUGCACAAGCAUCGCUAACUCUCAGUGUUGAUUUAGGGAUGCAGUUAAAUGAAAGAGUGUCCUAUCACCGCCUGGCUGUCAUCCACCAUCAUCUGGGGCAUAGUGAACUUGCUGAGCACUUCUACUUGAAAGCGCUCUCUCUCUGCCCUUCCCCUCUGGAAUAUGACGAGGAAGCUUUGUACUAUGCCCAGGUCUACCUUGUCCUCGGAGACAUCAUUUUCUAUGAGCUGAAGGAUCCUUUUGAUGCUGCUGGGUACUACAACUUGGCUCUUGCGGCAGCCAUGGAACUGGGCAACAAGAAAGCUCAACUGAAGAUUUACACAAGGCUAGCAAUAAUCUACCACAACUUCCUGGUGGACCGAGAGGUCUCUCUUUCUUACUAUCAGAAGGCCAGAGCCUUUGCAACAGAGCUUAACAUUCACAGAAUUAAUCUAGCUCCGAAUCAGUAUCAUACGAGAGCAUCAUGGGCCCUAGUGAAGAAUGUCAAGUGAGAUUCCUGCAGGACACCCAGUGCCCAGAUAAAGUGCAAGAAAUCUGGUUGUAUGUCGUAUGGUGUAUGUGCUGCUAGGGUUCUACAAACAUCAUUCCAUUUCAAACUGAGAAGCCCCUAGAGGUUUUCCAUGUGCACUUUAAUAAAAUGAGUGCAAAGAGAGAUAUGGUUAGAAUCAAUCUGCACCUUCCAAGCAGAAUUCAAAAUGAAUUAAGCAUUUAUACAAGAAGAUUCUUGAAAUGUAAUUACUUGCAGGAUUUAACAAGCAAUGAACAAACUAUGUUGCCAGCUGUAUUACAUCUUUGCAAAGGAACUUUGACUAUAAUCCUUUACAUGUUUUCUUGGAGGUUCUGUUGAACUUAAUAGGACUUCCUCACAGGUAAGAGCAUGUAGGUUAACAGUCUCUGUAUAGCACAUUUAGGUAUCACGGUCUUCAGCACUCUUUCUUUAAAUUCACUUUUAUUGAUUUAGUUGCUGGAUUGCCUUCCACAAUGAGAAAUGGGCCUAGGCAGGGGCUAGCUCCAAAGGUUAAAAUUUUUAAUAUGUAUCCUAAAGCCAGCGACUGCCAAUAAAGUGUCAAAAUCCCAUUGA